AUGACGAACAUUAGUGUUUUCAUUUUUAAAGCCAUUGAGAAUUAUUAUAACAGAGCAAGUUUAACUGUUGUCGGGGAAUCUGAAGCAGCUAUAUCUGAUUUCAUCAAUAAUGCUCAAAUACUGAUUCUUCACUGCUUUAUUAGUAAUGAUAAUGUUGCUUGUCAUACUAAGAUACAGACAGUUGUAAACAAAUCUAUAGUCUUUUUUAAAAUUACUGCUGAUGAUUUAUUAAAAGAAGACUCUAUCAACAAUAUUAACAUUUUGACUCUAUCGAGUAAUGCAGCAGAAUCGUUGUAUCAAAUUUGGAGACAGAUUUACACUCCUCUAUUGGUUAUGGGAAAUGAUUUAUUUUCCAAUAAACUACAGAAAAACAUUACAGAUUUGGAAUCCAAUUUAAGAGUUUUAGCACAUGGGAAAGGAAGUAGCAACAUCAAUGUGAUUUUAUCAAUUGAGGAUGAAUUAAAAUAUUGGAGGACAAUAGGAGACAAGAAUGAUUCUAACAAAAAGGAACAAGAGGCGGCAUCUACUUUCUGUGAACUAUUUGAAGAUGUCAUCGAAGAAAUCAGAAUGAUCCAGUCUAGCACAAUUGAUGAAGUUAGAGAAUCAGUUGAGAAUAUUGGCGGCAUUCUUGAUGAUGUGUGGCGUUUCACCACUUUACCGUUCAAACAAGACAGGAUGGUGCAUGUGUUCGAUAUUAUUGGUUACACAGUAUGCAAUACAAUUCAAAAUAAGAUUUCCGAACUCAAUCUUUGGAAGGUCCAAGAACAAGGGAAGGAAAGUGAAUUGCUAAUGUUUUUAUCAGAGGGAUUAAAAGUGCUUCAGACAUGGCAAACUGCUUGUGUAUCUUUGACAGAGACUUACUGGCCUAACUACGCCUUACACUCGUGGAAUGGGAACCCUUAUGUCCCACCGUUUUGUGUGAACUUUCAAAAAAGGCUCAAAGAGGUUUACGACAUCAGAUCCAUUUACAGCCAGUUGAAUAAGUUGCUAUCCAGUCAUGAGAGAUCGGAACUAAAAACUGAGACAUUUUUUACACCAUUUGAGAAUAUAAAUAUUUGGAUUUGUAACGGUCCUAACGCAGCUUGGGAGACAGCCACUUUAAAGUUCUUUACUAGUUUACGACCAGCCGAAACAAAAGUAGCUGAAAAACUUAAGCCACGUUUACAUGACAUUUCGACUAAACAGAUGCUCUAUGAAUUUAUAAGAUAUAGUGCACUAAUAGAACGCCCUCUGGUGAAACAAGCUUUAAACAAUGAACUGGAGAUAUUUGUGACGUCUCUCAUCUCCAUGCUGAAGAGUCUUCAGAGCCAAAUGGACUCCGAUGAUAUGGAAGGCGAGAUGUAUCAACCUGCAGAAAUGUCGCCUGUUGUUCAUCAGGUCCAAUGGGCUAAGCAAAUGGAAGCGAAAGUUAAAGAAAUUCAAACAUGUGUAGAGCAACAUUUAAAAGAGUUUAAAGGAAGUGGAGAGCUAUUGAGCCUUGCUGGCAAAGUUUUGAAAGAUCUCAAAAAUUUGUAUACUCAACUACACGAAGAGUGGUGCCGAGAUUUACAGGCUCAAGCUAAAAACGGUUCUUUACAAAUAUCAGCUGAUAAACCGGUAGUAGAAUUCAGUAGCAGCACUCGCAUGAUGGUGGUGAACUUCAACCCUGGUUUAGUGCGAGCUGAGCUGGAGGCGCGAGUGCUAGCCGCGCUAGGCCUGCCACCUCCACCCGCGGCCGCCGCUCUUCACGAUCUUACCAAUGCACUUGCACACGCAAGACCUUUACAUCAGGUAGCGUCAUUCCACAACACGCUUGGUGAACGUAUGAUACCCUCGACACGGCCAAUGAUGCUUCAAGCCGCACUUGACUUGUCUAACUUAGUUCAGGACCAGAAAGCUGUCUACUGGGACGACGUGGAACAACUCGUCAACUAUACUAAUAAAUUGAAAACGAUAGUCCUUAAGUUAGAAAAUCAGAACACUUAUCUGACCAGCCAGCAUGUAGCUAUCAGAAAUAUUGUUCAAAAACUAAUGGAUACAGAACUUCUAUCUAAACAACCCGAAUGGAAGAAGAGUGUUAAAGACAUAAGAGACAUUAUUGAUACGGUGGAAUCAAAUGGUUAUAAAAAUACUGAACUGUGGAGAUUACACUGGGACUGGCAACUGUAUAAGACACUUGAAUACCAAUACAUAAAGACGCUUCUAUCUUUACACAGACAUUUUCCGCAUGUUAAAGUGGAUUUGCAACCAUCUCAGGCAAAGUCGUUUGAGAAAGGUUCGAACCCCCGCCAAUAUGGUCAUGGUGUUCGCGUACAACCAGCUAUCGAAGAACUUCGAGUCCAACAUUAUCAUCAGUUACGACGACUGGUAUCGAUGCCGGCGCAAUUUGUAGGCGUACAGCCUAACAUAGUGGACACACAGACUAUAUUUGCAACAAUUGUGGACAAGCAUAGUUGGCUAGGCAAUAAGGCAGUAAAACAGCUCGAAGCUGCGCUGUCCGCCCUAGAAGCUAGCUGCGAGUCGUGGACACGCCGGGCAGCAUUAGCAUGCGUACCAGAUUUAGACGCACUAUGUACCCAACAUCUGACAGAACCAGAGCACUGGGAGCUCAACUUUAAAGCGUGUAAAGCAUACGGCCAAGCCGUGGCUAAAAUGACUUUUGAGGACGAAAAGAUAGAAUGGAUAUCAGUUGGCACAGCCACGCUUCGGCGUGAGUUCGAAGCUCAAACACGUAGUCUGUGGGCAUGCCUCAUGUCGUCCCUGAUGUCGAGUUGCCGCGCUGACUCUUCAAAGCUAGAUGCUUUCGUAGCGUCAGCAACCAUUAUGCUCGACAACAACGCAAUGCCAAAAAAUGCAAAGGAAUUAUCUGAGAUGAGCGCGACACAACAAGCUUUGCAACAACAGAUGCCCGAGAUGGAAAAGACAGUAGAAGCAUUGAAACGAAAAAGCCAUAUGUUACGUACUUGGGGCGGAGACACCUCGGUCGAUGGAACUAUGAGGGAAUGGAAAAAAAUACAUGAAUUAAUGCUAAGUCAACAGAAACUGUUUGAACACCAGGCUGAAUUAGUGAAGUCGAGCUUGGCCGGUGAUUGGGAGAAUUUGAACUCUACCGUUGAAGCCUGGACGUCACGCUGGAGCCAAGCAAAACCACGGCUUGAAGACACACAUAAUGUAGACUUUGCUGAGAUGCUCGAUAGAUGUCGCUCAGUGUUUGAUGCACACACGCAAUGGAACAAGUUUAUUAGCGAUAGAGAUGAGUUGUUAAAAGAGUGUCAGAAAUUCAAUAUGGAAAUGAAAUUAACUGAGAUUUGGGGACAAGCUGAUAAACUUAUGACCGAUUACGUCAACUUGUGGACAGCUUUGAAGGAGUACAAUGAAGAAUUUGAGAAUAUCGCAGAGCAAGACUGGAUAGUGUUCCAGAAGAAAAUUCAUUUGAUCGAUGAAUUCUCUAUGAAAUGGAAAAAAUGCCUUGAACCUUUCACCGCAGUUACUUUGUACAUACGACAGCAGCUGGAUAAGUACUCGGAUUUGACGCCUUUGCUCAAAUAUCUCCGAGGAAAUGAGUUCACUGAACGGCACUGGAGAGAAGUAUUCAGUCUUCUUGAGAUGGAAUAUAAAACGCCGGAUUCAUUGCUAAAAAUUUGUACAUCGGCAUCAAGUGAGUUUGCCAUUAGAAAUGCUCUCAAUGAACUAGAGAUUUGGUUUGCUGGUGCUAAAUUAGCUAUUACGUAUUACAAUGACAAAGCGAAGCGACCCACUCCUAUUGUAAAGGAUUUCAAAGAUGUACUCAGUAAGAUCGAAGAACAACAAUGGGUGGUAUCGUCUUUGUCUGGCGGCGUUGGGGCUGGUGGUGCAGAUGCGUGUGGUGCUUGGGACUCGCGGCUGAGGUCUGCGCGGGCGCUCUUACGUGCCACACACCACGCCCAACGCAGGUAUGUAACUGUAAUUCUCAGAGCUCUAACUUUAUAA
Messenger RNA from Arctia plantaginis, 3948 nucleotides. The record is from the annotation of a GenBank genome assembly. Lineage: Eukaryota; Metazoa; Arthropoda; Insecta; Lepidoptera; Erebidae.